Xylaria bambusicola is the source of this 2792-nucleotide messenger RNA. RefSeq lists its product as uncharacterized. The annotation marks the transcript as partial. Lineage: Eukaryota; Fungi; Ascomycota; Sordariomycetes; Xylariales; Xylariaceae. Gene Ontology annotation, cellular component: mitochondrial inner membrane. The record is from RefSeq and is a predicted model, not a curated record. The transcript is spliced from 3 exons.
AUUGAUCCUAUAAUGAGGCUCAUCAUUGAUUUUGCAUUCAAGGUAUCCUCAUGAUCGCAAGAGGCGCCCCUAUUGGCGCCGUAUGUCUUCCAUGUCGACUGCGACUCCUGCGUCAAUUAGCACCAGUUCCUGUCCGCUACGCAGCAAACUAUUCUACUGGCGCUGCCGCUGCCGAUGCCGAUGCCAGUGCCAAUGCUGAUAGUAAUGCCAGCCGCGCCAAUGAUCAAAUCGACAGCAACGAUGCCGCUGAGCACGAUCAUCGGGUCUAUAAGGACAGGCCACAAGGCGCCAGACGGUCAGGAAGAUGGAAGCACCUUAGCGUCCGCAAACAAUAUAGAUCCAACAAUCGAGUUAUGACUGAAGUCGUCAGGAGUUUGAACUCCAGUAUGCUAGGCAAGCCUGCACAUGUCAUUGUCAUGAGGGAUGGGGGAAGACUAAGGAAGAAGUUAUCCGAAUUGGAACAUUUCGAGCUCGAAAGUGAAACCGAAGCCCCGAGCAUUGAAGAGCUUCUUGACGGCCAGCGCGAAUCCCCGUCCACGCUUGAGGUUCGAUCCAGCAUCCAUAGAUUGCGGCCUGAAACCGACACGGUUUUGCCAAAAAAGAAGUUCGAGAAGCUUCAGGGUCUCUUGACUUCGGGAUAUCUGAGCACUCAACUUCAAGAUUACAUAUUAUGGCGCCGAACCAAGGGGGAAGAUGAUUCGCUAUCGAUGGCCCCGGACACUCCAUCCGAACCUGAAUUUCCCUGGAUGAUAAACAGAACAGCUUGGAUGCCCUUGGGGCUUAAAUCCAGCACGACCAACGAAACUCAGGGGUAUGUGUCAGAGGCAACGACCCCCAAACAAAAGCUAGCUAUCCGCUUGAUGCGUGAGUGUUGGCAUUUAUCAAUAGCCGAGCUAGAGACUCAACUAGGCGAAACCUGGAUUGAGCUGAAUGACGACGAAUUCACUGUCCUCAUGCGAGGAACACAGCGGUUUAUGAACACUUUGGGCAAAAUCUGGCUCGACCCUGGCGAACAGAUUGAAGCUUUCCGACGUGAGAAGAUGCUCCGGCUCGUCACUACAAAACACAAGACAGAUACAGUGAUCAGGGACCUUAAUGAGACACUUCAGUGCGUAAAAACCAAGACAUUCCCCGUCGUCCUCCUCGGCUCGGGAAUGCCAGACGACACAAUUCUAGAACAAGUCGGUAAAAUCACGAACAGUCGCGUUCAAAAAACUCAUUCUUUGAGAAGGCUUCAUGUUGCCUGGCUUGAUGUCAAGUCCAGAGCCGCUCGUGGACUCACCGCCGUAGAAGAUAUUUCUCAUAUUGUCUUCCGUCUUCUACUUACUGCUUCGGGAUCACAACAAGUGACCUCUACUUUACUUUCGCAUCCACCAUCCAACUUGGAUCGCGGUCGACUAAUCGUGGAUGUUACAAGUAAAGAUAAACUCGGGUGGAAAGAUAGACUAAGCCAAUGGGCACGUUAUGCGCAGCCACUAAGUCCAGGGGAAACUGUAACAAACACGGCAUUGCCAAUCAAGAAAUUUGAACUUCCGUUCCAGCCUCUAGUAAGAGAUGAAGGUCUGAAUGAGAACGUCCAGUUUCUACCAGCCAGCGGAUUUCCCAAUCAUCCCGUUGUGUGGUCCAACAAUGGCAGGACCUCAACGACGGCUCACUUUGGCCAUAUACUGCAUCCAUAUCAACCCUCGGACCCAACACCACACCUUUCAGACCUCCUAGCCAGUACCGAAAGACGUGUCUUUUCCCCAUUAACGCCCCACCCUCUCGUCCUUUCAAGGUUCGAAUCGAACGAUUCAGGCACUGGACCUGUAGUUACUACGAAAUCCACAGUUGUCCUCCGCUUCUGGCCGUCCCCAAGCUCAGCCCCGGCCUCAAGACCAGGCUCAUCAAGGCCAGCGCCCAAACACGCCGGGGAUACCCCUCCAGCCCCCAUCCUCGAGCUCCGACUCGUCGCCUCCGAUAACGACCAGAUCCUCGGCGUCGAGAGCUUACGGGCCAUCACCCGCGCCCAUAACACGGACGUGAUGCUCCCGUCGUCGCCCGUCGACGUCCGUUUCACGCAGACGCAGUUCGAGACACUCGAGGCGCCCGAUCACCACACGCUCGCCGCCUGGCAGCCUCUCCGCGACUUCCUCAGUGCUGCCCGUCUUGAUCUCGCAGACGGCAAGCUCGAAAUGCCGCCCCGGCAAAAAUUCACAAUUCCCAAACGCCUCUUACUCCCCAGCACCACUACCCCUCCUCCAUCCUCUCAAGAAACAUCUGAAGAAACAUCUGAAGAAACCUCCGAAGAAGCACCAGAAUCCCAAAACAAACAAGAAAGCGAUGACAAUCAACUCAUAAGCAUAACCUACGAAUUCGUCGGUCUCGAACUCCACCGCUCCGCAAGUCUCCCCUGCGAAGGUGAAGGUGGCCACCGACUAUGCUAUACCUCGAUAGAAGGGGGUCAAGGCGGCGGUCGUCGCGCCGAGGUCACCCUCGAACCAUCACCAUCACCAACCAGAGAAGAAGCGAACUUCCUAGCAUCUUGUUCUCGACUCGCCACAGAUCGCUCUCUAUGGUUCGGUCAAAAUGAAUAUAAAUAAAAUGAUCAGCAUAUACGGGAUAUGUAGCAAACAAUCAGGUUAGCUAGCUAGCUCGAAAUCUGGUUAAAUGUAGUGGUCUAUAUAUAUACCGCCAACUCUAGAGGAAGUCAAAAUGUACAUGUAAUUGUAAAUAUGUAUUACUACUGGUAAAUAGAGGCAUCGCAUUACAUAAAAUAGAUGAAAUGUCAUGUUAGACAAAUAUAUGACCAU